GCAUCCUCUCGACUGACCUCGUCAGAGGAAUGCAGAGCACAGUAUCAUUAGGAGAAUUGGUUUGGGGCGGUGCAUCACGAGCAGAGCCCAUCCACCACUGGAGGGAUCAAAUCUGUGCCAUCUGACGCUCAAGGAUUUAUGGGUUUAGUCGAAAUUGCUUUUCCCAGUGUGGAGAUUAAGCUGUGUGUGAUGUUAACAGGACAGACAUCCGUGUUCGUUCAAGCUGCGCCACUAAAGAAAGGACUGAGGCUGGCUCCAGCUGCAGAGCGUGGAGGAUGUGAACACUGAACAGGGAUAUGAGCACCAUGCAGCUGGAGACUGUGUUUGUGUUCUUCUGCGUCUGUCUGGUGGGCGCCACCGGAAGAACGGCCCACAAAAGAGGUCACAGACCGGAGCCCUACAAGCAAAGCAGAUUUAGGAGAGAAACGACACGAGUGGAUGGAGGAACCCACAAGUCUGGCAGCCCAAUCUUCAGAAGAAGUCCAGACAUGACAAAGUCUCCUAUGACCAAAUCUGAGCAGCUGUUGAGGAUAGAUGACCAUGAUUUCACAAUGAGACCUGCGUUUGGAGGACCUCCGAUUCCAGUAGGUGUGGAUGUCCAGGUUGAAAGCCUCGACACCAUCUCUGAGGCUGACAUGGAUUUUACCAUGACCCUGUAUUUGAGACAUUACUGGAAAGACGAGCGCCUGUCCUUCCCGAGCACCAAUAAUCAAAGCAUGACGUUCGACAGCCGGCUGGUGAAGAAGAUCUGGGUGCCCGACAUGUUCUUUGUUCAUUCCAAAAGAUCUUUCAUUCACGACACAACAACAGAAAACUUGAUGCUACGAGUGUAUCCCGACGGAAACGUCCUGUACAGUCUGAGAGUGACCGUCACAGCCAUGUGUAACAUGGACCUGAGUCGAUUUCCUCUGGACACACAGACGUGCUCACUGGAGAUCGAGAGCUAUGCGUACACUGACGACGAUCUAAUGCUUUACUGGAAGAAGGGUAACGAGUCGCUGAACACCGAUGACAAGAUUUCUCUGUCCCAGUUUCUCAUCCAGAAGUUCCACACCACAACUAAGCUUGCGUUCUACAGCAGCACAGGCUGGUACAAUCGUCUCUACAUACACUUCACUCUUCGGCGUCAUGUCUUCUUCUUCCUGCUACAAACAUAUUUUCCGGCCACGCUGAUGGUCAUGCUGUCCUGGGUGUCCUUCUGGAUUGACCGCAGAGCCGUACCUGCGAGAGUUCCUCUCGGCAUCACGACGGUUCUCACGAUGUCCACCAUCAUCACUGGGGUCAAUGCCGCAAUGCCCAGAGUCUCCUACAUCAAAGCGGUGGACAUUUACCUGUGGGUCAGCUUCGUCUUCGUCUUCCUCUCUGUCAUCGAGUAUGCGGCCGUCAAUUACCUGACCACGGUGCAGGAGCGCAGAGAGAGAAAGCUCAGGAAUCAAUUACCUUGCACGUGUGGAAUAGUGAACCCAGACGGGGACAUGAUGAUGACCACAUGCUACAGUGACGUUGAUCCCAACACAGCAGGGACUUAUGGGAUGCCUGAAAACGGCGCGAGGCAGGAGCGAAUCUUGGCCCAGCUGACCCUUGCUGACAGCCAGAGGACGAGUCGUGUGAAGACGCCCCGGGGAUACGUCAACGUCUGGAUAGACACUCAUGCCAUAGACAAGUACUCAAGAGUGAUCUUUCCUGCCGCUUACACGCUCUUCAACAUCAUCUACUGGUCCAUCUACUCCUAACACCACAGCGGAUCUGAGAGAACCAGAACAUCAUCCACUGCGUCUCUCUGCCUUCUCCAUCCAGGAUCUCGAACUCUUCGUAUUUUUAAGUGUUGCAUGUUUUUAUUAUUUAACAAAAGCAACUACUUGAGUUGAAAUAUGUAUUUAAAUAAUCUGUUAUUCCUCACAAAUAAAAAUAAGAAGCCAUUGGUGUGAAAGUCUCAGAAUCAGAGGACUGAGUCCAUUUCUCCUUCAAGAAUGAGUAAACAUUAGUUAUUUUAAUGCCUGUAUUUACCAGGGACGUCAAUCAGUGAAAUUCUUUUAAUUGUUAUUUGCAAAAUGUUGUUGUGAUCACACAUUAAGAAAACUGAAUGAUGUGUUUUUUUUGUCAGUUUGUGUGUGAAUAUACAGUUUCCUUACACUUCAUGGACAUACAGUAACUUUACAUACGUAGUCCUCCAAUGCGCUCACAUGAACCAUUCUGCACAAUAUUGAUAUUUUCUUGGGUUGGG
This is a messenger RNA of Carassius auratus (goldfish), 2224 nucleotides long. RefSeq names its product gamma-aminobutyric acid receptor subunit rho-1-like. The record is from RefSeq and is a predicted model, not a curated record. Gene Ontology annotation, molecular function: transmembrane signaling receptor activity; extracellular ligand-gated monoatomic ion channel activity. Lineage: Eukaryota; Metazoa; Chordata; Actinopteri; Cypriniformes; Cyprinidae. Gene Ontology annotation, cellular component: membrane. The transcript has 10 exons. Gene Ontology annotation, biological process: monoatomic ion transmembrane transport. The coding region runs from base 297 to 1733 and encodes 478 amino acids.